This is a messenger RNA of Penicillium coprophilum, 1536 nucleotides long. Its product is annotated as flavin-containing monooxygenase. NCBI's taxonomy places the organism in Eukaryota, Fungi, Ascomycota, Eurotiomycetes, Eurotiales, Aspergillaceae. The coding region runs from base 1 to 1536 and encodes 511 amino acids. The transcript has 3 exons. Gene Ontology annotation, molecular function: oxidoreductase activity. The record is from RefSeq and is a predicted model, not a curated record.
AUGCCUCCUGAAUUUGACGUAAUUGUAGUGGGUGCUGGGUUUGCAGGAAUUCGCAUGCUGUAUCUGUUGAGAGAAAACGGAUUCAAUGUACGAGGGAUUGAGCGUUACAACGGCCUCGGUGGGGUCUGGUAUGCCAAUCGCUACCCUGGCGCGCAAUGUGAUUCCCCCCAGCCCUUUUAUCAAAUCCAUGACGAGGAAUUAGCUGGCGGUUGGACAUUUUCACAAAUUUUCGCAGACCAUGUGGAAAUGCGUGAUUAUUUUCGAUACGUCGAUUCUCGAUGGAAUGUGAGCAAGGACAUUGACUUUGGUACCACCGUUGUGCAAGCGUCGUUCGACGAAGAUUCCUUUUGGUCGGUUUCUCUGUCUGAUGGAAGGCGCUUGACCGCGCGAUGGUUUGUUCCAGCAGUUGGGUUUGCUUCCACACCAUCUCUGCCAGCAAUCAGAGAUAUCGAUCGGUUUGGAGGGGAGCUGUAUCACACUGGACACUGGCCACUUUCGGGGGUUUCUUUGAAGAGUAAGCGGGUCGCUGUUAUUGGCAACGGUGCUUCGGGAGCCCAGGUGGUUCCUAGCAUUGCGCCCGAAGUGAAGAGCUUGACAGUCUAUCAAAGAACGCCUGUCGUGAUUAUCCCAGCCACACCCAAAUCUGACAAAUAUUCCAAUCCACAUGCCGGAUGCCUGACACCAGAGGGGAUUCGAGCAGCUUUCAAACGAUCUCCAAAAUUAUACUCCGGCAUUGACUAUUCUUUUCAGAAUCCUGAGUCGGUGGCCAUAGGGUCUCCGCUGCGUGAUGUCUUGAACAAGCAGUUAUACAAGGAGGGAAGUCUGGGCCUCAUAUUGGGCAACUUCUCGGACGUCUUGACAAACAGAGAGGCCAAUGAUGAGCUUUAUAUGUUCUGGUCAAAGCUGACGCGAGCGAAGAUAAGGGACCCAAUCAAACAAGACAUACUUGUCCCUCAGAUACUUCCCUAUCCAAUUGGAGUCAAAAGACCUUCCUUUGUGGACAAGUAUUACGAAUCAUUCAACACUUCCAACGUGGAUGUCGUCGACGUCAGUAAAGAGGUGGCGAAAAUCACCAGAAAGGGCAUCCAGAGUGGCUCAACUGAGCGCGAGUUUGACGUCAUUAUCUGUGCAACUGGAUUUGAGCCUUUUGGUACCAGUAUAACAAGAUUGAACAUCACUGGCAAGCACGGCUUGAACUUGAAAGAUGUCUGGAAAACCCGCAUCAUUUCAUAUCUGGGGAUGACUGUCCCUGCAUUCCCUAAUAUGUUCUAUCUGGUUGGUCCACAAGGCCCAACAGUCAAAGUGAAUGUUCCUACGACGGUUGAAUGCCAGGCACAGUGGAUCUUGUCCAUCCUGAAGAGUCUCCGCGAGUCUCAUGCUGAGUACUGUGAGCCAACUCUAUCUGCAUCUCAAGGUUGGGUAGAGAAAUUGAAUCAGCAGUGGAAUAAUUCACUAUACGCAACGGCAAAUAAAUGUCGGGAAUCGGGCUUCCGCGGGUUUGUCGAGCGGCAGCCAAAGCCUUCCACGCGACUAUAG